AUGGACAAGUGUAACAAGUUCAAGGUGUUCACCUGCCUGCUUAUACUCUGUUCCAGCAACAUCUUCUUGUUCCGCUACUUCAGUAAGCCAGGGUACCACUUAGUGGCCAAAUCAGUAACUACAGCCAGCAAACGGACGCGAUCUGAUUUCCGGAGUAUGGUCAUCAUGGAAACUACAGAAAUAAAAAGAGUUCCUAGCAACUCACGAAAUAAUUUCACAACUGAAAACAUCUACAAAGGAGAUACCGUUUCUGAUCGAAUCAUUCAUCCUCUUAUUGAACUGGAAUUUCAAAGCACAUAUAAGAAACCAAACACCAGUUCGCUUCCUCAGCACACAGUAUAUUCUGAUCAGAACAAAAUAGAAGGAAGUCUUUCUGCGAGAAGUUUAACAAAUGAGACGCUGAAAACAACAUCACAUGCUGAAGUACUGUGGGUAUCAACGCCAGACAGCAAAACUCUGUGCCCUCUUGUGCCUCCUGGUUUAAACGGACGACUAGCCAUCUAUAUGCAAGAAUACUCUUGGGAGGAUAUAGCCGAGGAAAACCCUCGACUUCUCCCUGGUGGUCGAUACAAACCCCAAGACUGCGUGGCCAGGCACCGUGUGGCUAUCAUCAUCCCAUACAGGAAUCGUGAUAAGCAUCUGAAGAUUCUUCUGCAAAACCUCCAUCCCAUGUUGGCGAGGCAGCAGUUGGAUUAUGGUAUAUAUGUUGUUGAACAGGCACUUCCAGGAAAGUUUAAUCGAGCCAUGCUGAUGAACAUUGGCUAUGUUGAAGCAAUGAAAAGAUACGACUACCAGUGCGCGAUCUUCCAUGACGUCGACCUGGUCCCAGAAAAUGACUGGAACAUAUAUUCUUGUCCAGAGAUGCCCCGGCACAUGUCUGCUGCUGUUGACAAGUUUCAAUACAGAUUGCCUUACAGUGACAUUUAUGGCGGAGUCAGCGCUGUUAGCAAAGAGCAGUUUGAGAACAUUAACGGUUUCUCCAAUAUGUUCUUCGGCUGGGGAGGAGAGGAUGACGAUAUGUCUUACAGGAUUAAGGCUGCUGGCUUAAAAAUCACCCGGUAUCCUUUAGACAUCGCUAGAUAUAAGAUGAUUAAACAUGUGCACGACACUGGAAAUGAGGUAAACCCCAUGAGGCAUAAAUUACUUGAAGCUGCAACAAAGAGAAUGGCUGUGGAUGGCCUUAACUCGCUUGUUUAUCAAGUAUUACAGGUCGAAGAAUUGCCAACGCAUCUUAAGAUCCAGGUUCUCAUCAAAGAAGAAGACAUUUUAAAGCCUUGA
Molecule: messenger RNA, 1278 nt
Organism: Candidula unifasciata
Lineage: Eukaryota; Metazoa; Mollusca; Gastropoda; Stylommatophora; Geomitridae
Source: the annotation of a GenBank genome assembly